This is a messenger RNA of Anneissia japonica, 1709 nucleotides long. Its product is annotated as glutamate receptor 3-like. Gene Ontology annotation, biological process: G protein-coupled receptor signaling pathway. Lineage: Eukaryota; Metazoa; Echinodermata; Crinoidea; Comatulida; Comatulidae. The transcript has 9 exons. Gene Ontology annotation, molecular function: G protein-coupled GABA receptor activity; glutamate-gated receptor activity. Gene Ontology annotation, cellular component: G protein-coupled receptor heterodimeric complex; membrane. Bases 237 to 1709 code for a protein of 490 amino acids. The record is from RefSeq and is a predicted model, not a curated record.
AUUUCAUCGCUGAAUUCACUGUUGCUGGCGUGUGUUGAAAUUUUCGACCCCAUCAUUACUGAAGGUAACGCUUAUGAAAAUAUUUGCAACCGCCAUCUUAACGUCGGUUAAGAGAUCUAUACGAUAAAGCGAAGUGUAUUCGCCUUCUUAAAAGUUUAUUAUUACAAUACUGGAAAAUAGUAAAGACAUAUAGUAAGAAACAUUGACGCUGGUUCCAGGUACGGUGCCGUAGCAAGAUGUGGUUGUCGCAGACGGUAAAAUUUAUGUGGGUUUUUAUACUGGUUGAGGUUUACAUUCACACAUCUGAGCAAAAUGAUGUAUAUAUAGGUGUAAUAUUUGGACAUGAAACGGAUGAUGGAGUUUACGAAAGUAUAUUAAAGGAUGCAGUGGCCAUUGUCAAUAGGAAUUCAACUUUCCUCUCUGGUCAGCAUCAGAUGGAACUUAAAGAGCAAACUUUAUACGCAAAUUAUGUUUAUCCUUCUUUACAAGAAGUCUGCAACACAAUGGUGCAAACAGAACGUGUAUCUGCAUUGAUCCUUCCGGAAGACGUGUGCCCCAUGUGUGGUGACAUUGCUGCAAUGGCUAGCCAUGCAACCAGCCCUGUGUUCAGCUUGGAUCCCGGUAGCUUGAGGUCUGGUUCAGUGGCUUUCAAGAUGUACCCUUCCCCGUCUGAUAUCAGCGAAUUCUUUCUUGAUAUGCUCAUCUAUUUCAACUGGAGAAACUUCAUGAUCAUUUAUGAUACCGAUCAAAUUUACGCAAACCUGGAAGACGUCAUCAGUGCCGGAAACAUUUACAAGUGGAACAUCACUCUACGAAAGUAUGAUAAUAACUUUAACCGCAUUGUGGAUUUCAUUAGGGAGGAGGAAAUUCGCAACAUAUUCCUUUACACUUCGACUGAGAAAACAACACGUAAAAUCAUGGAAAUGGGCCUUGAGGAAGGAGUAGUCAGCGAUCAGCAUCACUGGAUUGUUGGCAACAUAGACGUCUACUUAGAUCGAGUUUUCCUUGAAGAUUUGGAAGAAAGUCGUGCGUAUAUGACGCGUUUCAAAAUGAAUUACACGACGCAAUGGCAGUACUCAUACCCGAGCUCUCACGAUCGGCGUCUCUAUGAGUGGCCUUUGCGCGAACGUCUGAGUUUUGACGCCGUGAUGGCGAUUGCGCAUGGCAUGCGCAGAUACAGGGAACGAGUGCGUGCAGGUGGGAAUAUUGAAGAUAUAAACAUCUUACCCGGAGAUACCAUGAUGAAUUCUUGUCCCAUCAACAGUGAUCCACCGCUUCGUGCUGAAUGGAAUGAAGACUUGACAUAUUACACUUUCGAAGGUCUUACUGGUAAUGUAGCUUUUGAUUCGAAUGGAGAUCGUGUGAAUUACACCAUAAUGGUGUACAGUGGACAAGGGGAAACAUUUGAUACAGUUCGUGGCGAGUGGUCCCAGAAUCCGGCUCAUUGGGAAUCUCGUUACGACAUUGAAUGGAAGAGUGAAGGUCGUCUGAACGUAACCAAGUACGUACUCGGACUUGAGAGACGGCUGAAAGUUGUGUCCAUAUUGCAAGCUCCGUUCUUGAUGUACAGAGAUAAUGCAGAUCGCUACCGUGGAAACGCACGUUUUAGAGGCUACAUCAUGGAUCUUUUAGAGGAGAUCGCUCGAGUUGUGAAGGGCAUUAACUUUGAAUACGAGGUGGAAUUGGUGCUGUCUCUUAUACACAUCUAG